Molecule: messenger RNA, 6027 nt
Organism: Pogonomyrmex barbatus (red harvester ant)
Lineage: Eukaryota; Metazoa; Arthropoda; Insecta; Hymenoptera; Formicidae
Gene: c12.2
Product: von Willebrand factor A domain-containing protein c12.2
Cellular component (GO): cytoplasm
Molecular function (GO): ATP hydrolysis activity; ATP binding
Source: RefSeq, a predicted model, not a curated record
UUGAACCCACGUGAUUCCACGAUAUCGGCGAUCUUGGUUAUGUCUCCCAAGAUCUCGAUGAGCGUAACAUUUGACCGUAAUCAUUUAUGCAAAGUUCCCACGUGUUUAAAGUGCAUAAAGAAAAAAGAAAUAAUUACAUGCUCGAGAUUCAAUCGAUCUGUUUUCGAAUCUGUUAUUAUUUCGAAGUACUUUGCGGCGAUUCGAGUGACGCUCAGCUGUUUCGUUCCAUUUAAACCGCGUUGCAGGUUGCGCAGAUCGAUGUGCCUAGUAUGUUUUUCACGAAGAUCUGAGAUAUUGCUUCAAGAUGUUAGCCGUCAUUCGGAAUUCACGCCGUCUGUCAACGGCAAAUCGAAUUUUGGAGCGAUCCACUGGACUUUGGCCUAACCUGUCACCGUUCGUACGUUGCAAAUCAGAAAAUGUAGUCGUCACCAUCGCCGACGUAUCGAAAGAAGUGAAACCAGCAAGCAAUCCGGAAUACGUUCCAAGAAAAUACUUGUUGAACACGUACUCUCAGGAAGCACUGAGACAUCUAAAAUGGAUGCUUCAGAAAGAUGUUUUACGCCAAGACAUGUUCCUGAUGGGUGGACCUGGUAUGCGGAGACGGGAGCUUGCGCUCGCCUUUCUGGAAUUGACGGGACGGGAAUUGGAAUUCAUUGCGCUUAACCGUGACACUACAGAGGCAGACUUAAAGCAAAGGAGAGAAAUCAAGAGUGGCACUGCUUAUUAUCAUGAUCAGAGCGCAGUGAGAGCUGCAACCAAUGGGCGAGUUCUCAUAAUUGAAGGUGUGGAAAAGGCAGAGCGGAACGUAUUACCAGUGUUAAAUAAUUUAUUAGAAAAUCGUGAAAUGCAUUUGGAGGAUGGUAGAUUCCUUAUUCCAGCGUCUCGCUAUGACAAAUUACUGAAGGUACACACACGAGAGGAGUUGGACGCGUGGCGUCUUGUGCGAGUCAGCGAAGAUUUUAUAGUGGUAGCACUGGGCCUACCAUCACCACGAUAUCCUGGUCAUCCGCUAGAUCCUCCACUCAGAUCUAGGUUUCAAGCCCGUCACAUACCACCACCAACGUUCGAGGAACAAUUCGAGGUCUUGAGAAACUUAGCGCCGAACGUUGACGCUGGGAAAUUGUCGCAAUUGUUGUCGUGUGCUCAUGCAUUAGUUACUCAAGAAGCUGUCACCAUAGGUCUGCCAGAUUUUCCUUUGGACAAUUUAUCAUCGGCCGCUUUAAUUAUGGACAAAAGCCCCGAUCUGUCGGUGUACGACAUUUUCUAUAGGUUUUAUCCGUACAAACUAUUCCUGGGUAAAGAGGGUCAGAAUGCCGUCGAGGAUAUCCUUGGGACAUUUAGCGUAUUGAACGAUUCCAAAAUGGAACGUACCAUUACUAGUAAAGUAGCCGUUACAAAAAUAGCUAAUGAUUUUUUGGAGAUUAAUAUAGAACGCGAUACCGCAGAAACAAGUUUCCAUGUUCCCUGCGGCACGAGCCAAUUAUCUGAUAGCGCAAAUAAUCAUUAUAUAGAGACCAAUCAUCAGAAUAAUUUGUUGGCGAGUAUGCUGGAAUCUCAUUUAGUGUCCGAUUUCUGCUUGAUCGGACCGAAAGGCUGCGGCAAAUCCACCACCGUUCGACGGCUCGCCGAUUUAUUAGGGUAUCAAGUGGAGCCAAUAGUGCUUUAUCAGGAUAUGACUUCCAGGGAUCUGAUACAGCAACGGACCACGUCGCUUAACGGCGACACGAUCUGGCGAGACUCGCCGCUGGUCGAUGCGGCUCUGCACGGCAAACUGGCCGUGCUGGAUGGCAUCAACAGGAUUCAUUCCAGCACUUUAGCUAUAUUGCAUAGAUUAGUCCACGAUCGGGAGCUGCAGCUGCAUGACGGUAAACGACUCAUACGAGCCGAUCGUUACGACGAGAUAAAAAAAGAGUACAACAGAUCCGACGAGGAGAUGCGCGACCGGGGUGUCCUGCGAAUCCAUCCUGCUUUCAGAUUGAUAGCUUUAGCCGAGCCGCCGAUCGUCAACAGCUCGUCCGGCCAGUGGCUGAAUUCCGAGCUGCUCAGCCUGUUUCUCUUUCACGAGAUGAGACCGCUCGAUAAACGCGAGGAGAUUCAUAUUAUUCGGUCGAAGUUCGGGGAACCCAGCCGAGCGUUAUUGAGUAUCAUAGAAUUAGCACACGUCCUACGUUCAUCCAACGAUCCGACCCUGCUGUCUCUCGCCGGGUCGCUCAGUACUCGGCAACUCCUGCGAAUCGCCGAGCGAAUGCACAGAUUUCGCUGCGACGAUGCUCACGACGCGGUGCAACGCGCGUGUUUGGCGCGUUUCCUACCGACGCUCGCGAAGCAGGCCCUCGAGGACUGCUGCCAUCGUCUGAGCAUUGUCCCACCGAAAUCCGCGGCAGACUCGGCGAUUGAGUGCUCGGUUACGGGAGACACGGUGAGGAUCGGUGACACCGUCGUAGAUCGAUAUCGCACCGCGGCGCUCAGCAAAGUACCGGAUAUCCUGUUCUACGACGUGCCGGAGCACGUCGCGCUCCUGGAACGUCUGCUGCAGGACUUCAGUCUCGGGCAGAAUCUUCUGCUGGUCGGCAAUCAGGGCGUCGGCAAGAACAAAGUCGUGGAUCGACUGCUGCAGCUGCUGAACAGGCCGCGCGAGUACAUUCAGCUGCACCGCGACACGACCGUGCAGACUCUGACCUUGCAACCGAUGGUCAGGGACGGCAAAGUCGUUUACGAGGACUCACCGCUCGUGCAGGCUGUUAAACUGGGCCACGUCCUCGUCGUCGACGAGGCGGACAAAGCGCCCACGCAUGUGACAUGUAUAUUGAAAACCCUCGUGGAAUCGGGCGAAAUGAUUCUGUCGGAUGGUAGGCGAAUCGUUCCCGGCGCCAGCGGCAACGCCCGCAACGCGAACAGCAUACCUAUGCACCUGGACUUCAGGAUGAUCGUGUUAGCGAACAGACCGGGCUUUCCAUUUUUGGGCAAUGACUUCUUCGGUGCUUUGGGUGACCUGUUUAGCACGCACUCCAUCGACAAUCCAAGUAUACGAAGCGAGAUUCAGCUUCUGAAGCAAUACGGUCCGCAUAUAGAUGAGCGGACGAUACAUAAAUUAGUGAAAGCCUUCGGCGAGCUGAGAAGCAUGGCCGAUCAAGGUCUAGUUUCGUAUCCUUACUCAACUCGAGAAGUGGUUAAUAUAGUUAAACAUUUAGAGAAAUUUCCAAAUGAACCGUUGGGCACCGUAGUGCGCAAUGUCUUCGACUUUGAUCGAUAUAGCCAAGAAAUAUUCGACACUUUGGUAACUGUGCUUCAUAAGCACGGAAUUCCCGUUGGAGCGAGUCCAAGUAACGUUGCUUUAGCUAAGGAAAUACCUUUGCCCGAGAUGAAGAUCUGCGGUAGUUGGAAUGUACUAAGCGCGUUCCAAAAUAUACCCGUUCAGGAAAGGUAUGUUAAGUUGAAACCGCCAACGUUUCCGGUACAAAAUGAUCGCACUCUAGAUCGAGUUGAGGCCAGAUCCGCCUGGUUCACGGAACUGCAGACUUACUGGACAAUACCCAUUAGCGAAAACAGUACGGUGACCGCUUUAGCGGUCGCGAAAGGAAAUAAAGGGGACGGUACGGACGACAGAAUACAUGUUCUCACGUCGAAUCCUUUGAGUAUAUUUAGCAUGACGCCGGAAUCCGAGCAGAUUCGCGAGACGUCGUUACAAGGCUUGAUUAGUCCAGUUAGGGGCAAUAUGCCGCUUUAUAACAUUGCGGUUGACAAUCUUGGAGACGUUAUCAUUCACGAAGAGACUAGCAAUUCCGUGCUUGUGGUGAACGUAAACGAGGGUUCCGCUCGAGAAUUGCAAAUCUCGUCCUUUUUGGAUGUCGCCAGCGAGAAAAUAUCAAACGCCUUUAGAAGUAGAAAUCCUCAAUGGAAAAUGAAUACGGAUUUACUCUUGUCGCACAAUCUGAUUGUUUUAUACGCCCAGGAUCAUGACAAAAUCGAAGUUAUUAAUUUGCAAAACAUGUGUGCUUACUCGAUGACUUUACCAAAUUACAUUGAAUCAGUUUUACUCGCGUCCGACAAGAAAUGGCUAAUUCAGGACGUGUCAAAGGACAAAUACAUUCUUACAAAAUCCUCGGAUUCCAAUCCGUGCCCCAACGUGUUACGCGAGUUGGACGAGUCUAAUAGCGCCGAUUUAAAGACCGGCAGUGUCUUGAAUUGCGGCAAGAGUAGUCUGCACAAAACAGAGCUGAGCAAAGCUCUUCAGCAGAAAAUAGACUGUCCGAACAGAUUAUUAGCGACUGAUAAUACUUACGCCGGCAUAGCGACGGGUUUCCCCGAUUUAGAAAGCUCUAAUGAGCUGCACUUUUGGCCGAGGAAAGGAAGAAUGCGCAGUUUUAUAAAGCCUAUCAUUACGCAGGAUGGGCAAGUGGUUAGGACGAUCUCGUCCAAUCAAGUACCAGACGAGGUUUUCCCGAAGGACAAAAAACCCACGGGAAUAUGUGGUUAUUUAGAGAUAGUUGAUACGGUAAACCACAAGCUGCGAUAUAUACCUAUUCCGGAACCGGUUAAUGUCUCACCAUUGACACAAUGGCUGUAUGCGAAAGACCUUCCGCUUUAUGCGUCACUUACGUCGAAUGAAGGUCUCGUCACAAUAGAUGCCGGUGGUUGUGUCCGUUUAUGGGAAACAUCAAUCACGAAUAUAGAAAAGUCGUUAGGCGCGUGGCGUAAAAUGAUAGGCGCCGACGAGGAGAAAUUGCAGAUCACCAAAGAAAGAUAUUCAGGGCAGGAUGUCAGCGGGCCGAAACACGGAAAGAUCGAUAAAAAUAAUGAACCACACGUAGGUGGCAAUACUUGGGCCGGGGGAACCGGAGGGAGAGAUACGGCGGGUUUGGGCGGAAAGGGAGGACCGUAUCGGCUGGACGCUGGACAUACGGUGCAUCAGCUCAGUGACGAGGAGAAGAAUGCAGUGCCGGAACAUAUAAAGAAAGCCGCUCGCGAGAUGGGCCUCCGCGCAUUCAAGCAACGACUCAGGGACAUAAAAAUGAGCGAGUACGACCACAAGCUGUACAGUCAGUUCAGCGACGCGGUUCACAAUCAGGUGCAGGCCUUGAGGGUCAUAUUAGGUACGCUGCAGGCCAAGAGCAACGAGCGACAAUGGUGCAAGCAUCAGACGUCGGGUGAGCUGGAUGAUACGAAGUUAAUCGAGGGAUUAACGGGCGAGAAAACGAUUUAUCGACGCAGGGCGGAGAAGGAGCCGGAGAUUGGCGCUCCGCAAUUGAAACCAAAGCGAUUGAAACUUGUCGCGGAUGUAUCUGGUAGCAUGUACAGAUUCAACGGCUACGAUGGCCGGUUGGAUCGCGAGUUGGAAGCUUGCGUCAUGGUAAUGGAGGCUUUCAGCGGCUACGAGGGUAAAUUUCAAUAUGACAUUGUCGGCCAUUCCGGCGACGAUUACCGUAUUGUCUUCGUUGAUCGCACGCAACCGCCGACGGACAAUAAACGAAGGCUGGAGGUGAUUAAGACGAUGCACGCUCACUCGCAAUUUUGCAUGUCCGGCGAUAAUACAUUGGAGGCGACGCAGCACGCAAUUGCGAGUCUGGCGAAAGAGGAUUCCGAUGAAUCCAUCGUGGUUAUAUUGUCGGAUGCGAAUCUAGAACGCUAUGGAAUUUCUUCUGAACGAUUCGCGAGAUUAUUAAUGUCUAAUGCGGACGUGAAUUCCUAUGCUAUUUUUAUUGGAUCGUUGGGUGAUCAAGCGACUAGAUUGAUGAAGAAAAUGCCUUCUGGUCGCGCAUUUGUAUGUAUGGAUCUUAAGAAUAUACCACGAAUUUUACAGCAGAUAUUCGCCGCUUCGGUUUUAAGUACAACGCGAUCGACUUAACGCGAAUAAUAAUUAGUCCUAAUAAUUUUACAAAAAUAGACAAAAAUAGCAUCUUUUCGCUUAUAACUAUUAACAAAAGGGAUUAUAUAUCUUUUUAGAAUACAUAUUUCAUAUCAUAAUCAUGUUUAUAUAACGAUUGUAAAUUUUUGUAAAUAAAGAACUUUCAAUUUUGCACAUAAAAA